AUGAGCAAGCGUUCAUGUUUGCUACGGCACAAUCAGUUACCAUCAGUUACAAUGAAAUGCUGUGACGAUCACGCUCAAAGCAAAGUGUUCAAGCAGGAGAAAGGCAAGGCUCCCCCGUGCCCACAGUGUGGACAUGAAACUCAGGAGACCAAAGAUCUCAGCAUGUCCACCCGAACACACAAAUUUGGCCGGCAGAGUGGCGCUGAUGAAGAUGAUUAUGGUGCGUCUGGAUACAGCUCCUAUUGGACAAAUCAGGAAUCUGGAGGGGGCUACAAAGACGAGGAGGAUGACGACUUUGACGAUGAUUAUGAUGAAGAGGACGAUGAGGAGGAGGAAGACGACCCAGAGGUGGAGGACUCUCUCUCAAAUCUGAGUUUGGGAGCAAGUAGAAAGACCCAAUAAAAAUGUACAAUUUGUAGAUGGGAUUCAGAAAUUCAGAUAUAGGUGUCAUCUAAUAUCGUGUCAAAUAUUUGACCUUUUACCUAAGGUUUUCUGCAUUGCAUUGAUAUGAAUGUGUGCAUAAAUGUUUGACGUUGUCAUCCUUUUUGAAUUUUAAAUAUAUCG
This is a messenger RNA of Sinocyclocheilus grahami, 564 nucleotides long. Its product is annotated as zinc finger protein 330-like. Gene Ontology annotation, cellular component: nucleus. Lineage: Eukaryota; Metazoa; Chordata; Actinopteri; Cypriniformes; Cyprinidae. Gene Ontology annotation, molecular function: zinc ion binding. The coding region runs from base 1 to 402 and encodes 133 amino acids. The record is from RefSeq and is a predicted model, not a curated record. The transcript is spliced from 3 exons.